CAGCUGAUAAGAUAAUAAUAUUUCACGAUCAGCUUUCCAAUACAUAAUUUAAAUUUAUGUCGCUAAAAUAGGACGUGAACAACUCGAAUAACAAUGUCAAUCCCAGUUAUGAAGGCCAGCCUUUCAUUGCGAAGUUUUUUCAUUUUUAAUUCACAGUUUGGUCCCAAAGAGGGAGAGGAAGAAAAAAAGAUUCUGUUUUAUCAUCCACAAGAAACAGACAUUGAUUCCAAGGUGAAAGAUGUGGGACUCUGUGAAGCAAUCAUCAAAUUUAGCAGCACAUUCACCAACGACGAAAGUGUCCACGCGUUGCACACCCAAAAAACCUGCCAGUUAUAUCAUCAGCCAGAACCGGGCUACUGGAUGGUAAUGAUACUGAACGUCCCUUUUGAGCGAAAAACCCGUGAAACAGGAGAUUACAACGAGUAUCAUGGUGACGAUAUUCACGACACGAUUUUUCAAGCCGUACUGAAGCAAUCCUACCGAAUGUUUCGGCUCUUCAAUGGAACUUUUGAGGAAAAUCUACGACCAGCGGAGGACUUGGUUGCGGUCGCCAAUCUGAUUGGACAACUGGAACAAUUCUUCACCAAGUACAUUCAGCAUUUAAAACUGAGGGAAUGUGACGUUUUAGACGCACUUGGUACCGUGCAGUAUCUUCCUCUGAACCAAUUGCUAUUUCUAAGGGUUCAGAAUUUCAUCAACAUGAUCGAAGCCACAUUCGAACCGAUUCGGCAAUGCAUAUUCCUCUACGAUGACCACAUUAUAUGGAGCGGGAUAAGCCCGGAAGAUUUGUAUACAAUUUAUCAGUACUUGAACGGACCGUUUUACCAAGAAGCAACGGGCCUGCAACGUUCAAGGAGAAUUUACAUCAAAGAAGCAGGCCAAGAAAAGGUUUUCAACUUCAUGGUUUGUCGAAAGGUGCAGAAUAUUACGCUUUGCUUGUUCCUGGACGAAGUCGAAAACGAGCAGGCUUUGUAUCACGAAUUGAAUGCAGUGAUAAAUCCUCAGCUUACCAGCAUUUGCUCGGAUAUAACACAGCAUCUAUCGCAGUCCACCGCUGAAAAUGGUUUCAAUAAAGAUGCGGAUGCUGCCGGCAGUCCUAAGUUCAUAUAUUUUAACGAACUUAACUUACACCAUCGAAGUUCGAUUCGGUUGGGUGUUCAGAAGAAGAACAAAAACGGCAGCAGCACCAUUCCAGAUGAUGUUCAGAACCUAAUCGUCGACUUGCUCGAUGGCUCAAGGCGAUCUGAUGAGAAAGACAUUGGGGAGGAAACCAUCGUUAAAACACACGACGACUAUUGGAUUGUGCAACGUAGCUGCAAUUCGAGACAUAUAUUUGUAGUGCUGAACAAAAGCUCGACGUUGAUCGAAGUUAGCGAAGAAACGAAAAAGAUUGUGGAUCAAAAUAUGAAGGGCGUGUUCUUUUGAAGAUACUGUUCCAGCGAGUUGCCUUUACGUACUGAGUUUGUGACGAAAUAACAUACUAUUUAACUGUAUACAUUACUAUCUGCAUUGUGUAUCGUAUAGCAAUAGCAUUGAAAU
Sabethes cyaneus is the source of this 1539-nucleotide messenger RNA. RefSeq names its product vacuolar fusion protein CCZ1 homolog (gene Ccz1). The record is from RefSeq and is a predicted model, not a curated record. Gene Ontology annotation, cellular component: intracellular membrane-bounded organelle; Mon1-Ccz1 complex. NCBI's taxonomy places the organism in Eukaryota, Metazoa, Arthropoda, Insecta, Diptera, Culicidae. Gene Ontology annotation, biological process: vesicle-mediated transport. Bases 94 to 1425 code for a protein of 443 amino acids. The transcript is spliced from 3 exons.